Messenger RNA from Silurus meridionalis, 5954 nucleotides. RefSeq names its product NUAK family, SNF1-like kinase, 1b (gene nuak1b). NCBI's taxonomy places the organism in Eukaryota, Metazoa, Chordata, Actinopteri, Siluriformes, Siluridae. Gene Ontology annotation, molecular function: protein serine/threonine kinase activity; tau-protein kinase activity; ATP binding. The record is from RefSeq and is a predicted model, not a curated record. The transcript is spliced from 7 exons. Gene Ontology annotation, biological process: intracellular signal transduction; protein phosphorylation; microtubule cytoskeleton organization. Bases 1004 to 2893 code for a protein of 629 amino acids. Gene Ontology annotation, cellular component: cytoplasm.
AGGAGGAGAGAAUAGACAGACUCAGAGAGACGGAGGAGAGAGAGAGAGAGAGAGAGAGAGAGAGAGAGAGAGGGAGAUACAUCAUGGCCAUGUUGAAGAGGGCGCAGCUGUUCGAAAGCGCAAGCAGCCGCGCGCGUCUCACCUCGACGUGGUCACGGAGCGCCGCACGCGCCGAAGCCGCAAGCCAGACGACGAGCGACGCCGACGCGCGCGAGCCGCCGACGCCGACACCGACCGCGCGCGCGACACAAUGAGGCUCCGCCGCACGUUGAACGCCGAACUCGGCGCUGCGCUCACGGCAAGCAGUCAGGUGUUUUGGGGGGCGAUUUUUUUUCCAAUGCUUAUUUUUAUUUUUAUUUUGGUGAAUUCGAGCAAUAGCGAUCGCAGGGAUAUGCGGCGUCUCCGGUAAACAAAGAAACACCGGGAGGUGGGGGGUGUAGGCCAUGCUCAGAUACCGGGAACGCAAAAUGACGCUUUUGUAGGAUAAGAUAAAUACAAAUAAAAUAGUAUUGCAUACAUACUUUGGGAUGUGCACGUGAACUAGAAAUAAGACGGACACGCCAGCAGGACACAGCCGGCUAUAAUGGACUAUAAGCGUCCUAUAAUUAAUUCAUAGACUUAUAAUAGUGUUCAUAAUAUAAUUCCUGGUUUUAUGCACGUGAGAUUUACACGUGCUUUCUUUAUUUUUUAAUCAUUUUCUUUUUUAUUCUAGAUUUGAGAUAUACUGUAGGUUAUUAUAGGACAGGUAGAAUAGACUGUAGGUGUAAUAACUGUUCAUUAUACAUUAUUAACAUGAGGGAUCACUGGAGAUCCUCGUAAUCACUGAGAUCAGCAUUAUUUUAGGCUUAUAACGCCGUAAUAGAUGAUAUACAGCGUUUCGCGUGGAUUAAGGGUUUGUUUAUUUAUUUAUUUAUUGAGUUAUAUCUGAGAGUAAUUAGGCCUGUUGCUGAUACUCAGAAGGUCGCUGGGUAGGUAGAAUAGACAACAAGUCAAGCAAGAGUCGAUGUCCUCCGUGGACAUGGAUGUCGGCCGGCAGGAGAUCGAGGCGCUCCAGGACUCACCGGGAAAACCGGGAGCCGAGGAGCCGCUCGCCGCAUCUCCGCAGUCUCCCGGGGAGAACCAGCGCAGCUCGGGAGUGAAGAAACACCACCACAAACACAACCUGAAACACCGCUACGAGCUGCUGGAGACGCUGGGCAGAGGCACGUACGGCAAAGUCAAGAAGGCCAUCGAGAGGCAUUCAGGCAGGGUGGUUGCUAUUAAGUCGAUUAAGAAGGACAAAAUCAAGGACGAGCAGGACAUGGUACACAUCCGUCGGGAGAUCGAGAUCAUGUCGUCCCUACGCCACCCUCACAUCAUUUCUAUAUAUGAAGUAUUUGAGAAUAAGGACAAGAUUGUGAUCGUAAUGGAGUACGCCAGUAAGGGGGAGUUGUACGACUACAUCAGUGAGCGCCGGCGACUUUCCGAAAGAGAGACGCGCCACUUCUUCAGGCAGAUCGUGUCUGCAGUGCACUACUGCCAUAAGAAUGGUGUGGUGCAUAGGGACCUGAAGCUGGAAAAUGUGCUCCUGGAUGAGAACUGUAAUAUAAAGAUUGCCGACUUUGGCUUGUCCAAUCUGUACCAUAAGGACAAGCUCUUACAGACGUUUUGUGGAAGCCCACUGUACGCAUCCCCAGAGAUCGUCAACGGAAGGCCUUAUCGUGGCCCCGAGGUGGAUAGCUGGGCGCUGGGAGUGCUGCUCUACACUCUGGUCUACGGUACGAUGCCGUUUGAUGGGGGAAACCACAAGAACCUCAUCCGCCAAAUAAGCAACGGUGAAUACAAAGAACCGACCCAGUCAUCAGAUGCUCGUGGUCUGAUCCGCUGGAUGCUUAUGGUAAAUCCUGAGCGGCGGGCUACAGUGGAGGACAUUGCCAAUCACUGGUGGGUGAAUUGGGGUUGGAAGAAUAGUGUGUGUGACUGCGAGAGCCAACGUGACAUGGGUUCCCCCAUGCUGGCUCGCCUUAUCGAUUGGCAGAGCCGCACUGAGCCACGAGUAGCCAAGGGACCCCGUCCCGAACCACUUUCACUCAUCCGUCAACGACCUAAAAAGAGCAAAAAGGAGAAUGAUGGAAGGAUGCCCCACUGUGACGAGGAUGACAACCUGGGUCUUAAGCGACCAAAGGGAAUACUUAAGACUCGGCCUUCCGAAGAGCAGCAGUCACCCAGCCCAGCGGACAUAGAGCUACUGCCUGCCCUUGAGGGUGCAGAAAAUGAGGAGGGGUCUCCAGGUGACCAAGAGGAAGAAGAGCCUACAUUCACGGGAGGCCUGCUGGCCAAGAUGGCACCUGUUCUCCCAAAGAAGGGCAUCCUGAAAAACAAGCAACAACGGGAAUCAGGGUACUACUCUUCACCAGAGCGCAGUGAGUCCUCUGACCUGCUAAGCGGCAGCAGUAUCACACCCCUUGGUGCCAGCUCACCACCUAAACGCGCAGUGGGGAGGAAGGGCAUCCUAAAGCGCAAUGGAAAGUACUCCACCUAUAGUGCCACACCAUCUGUGGCUGCCCUCGGAGAGACUCCAUCUGGUGAUGCAGGUUUAUGGCGUAGCCAGAGUCGGCCAUCCAGCAUCGUGGGGGAAGACUGCAGCGUCCUGACCAACAGCUCCUUCAGUGGGGCAGAGUGGCCCCAAAUUGGCCCGAGGCCCAACAUUCGAGGCUGUGCAUCAGCUGAAAAUAUACUCCAGCUGGUCAACUUUAAAGGGUUACAGGCAGCUCCAGCUCUUCAUGGAGGGAAGUUUGGUCGAGGGGCUCACAGCUCACCUGGGGACAACAGCAGCUUCUCCUUGCUGGGAGACCUAGAUGAUGUAACACAGGUAUACCAGCAAGCCCUGGACAUCAGCAGCAACCUGGUAUAGAGAGAGAGAGAGAAAAAGACGGGAAGAGGGCGAUCUAGAGAGAAGGCUGAGAGAAUUUAUGCGGAAGUGUUUGUUUUGUGUAUCUCUGACGACCAGUUGCAGUGCUGGGAUAAUCUGACUGAGAGGCUUGCAUGGAUUGAAUUGAGGAGGUUAUACACUGCCAAACACACACAAUGUAAGACUUGAGGUUUGUGAAGUAGGGAAAAUCGAUUGUUAGUCCUCUAGUGCCCUCGACCCUCCUGAAAAUCAGUGAUGAGUUCAAAUGUUUACACGUUGAGCAAAAAGUGAGUUAAAAAAUCACACAUAGACACCCUACAGCGGGAGGGGGGAGGGCUCCGAAUCAGAACAAAGAGCCGAGCUAUGUUUACAAAAGCACCUUAACUCACACAGAGCACAUGUUGUGAUCUUUACUUCCUAUGAAAAAAGAAAAAGAAAACCAGGGUCUUGCUCAAAAUGAACUGUCAGUGUCGUUUAUUUAUUAAUAUUAUUUUUUUUUUUGCGUAGAUUUAACGAUACAAAACCGGUGUGGUCUGACUGUACUGGAAGAACUUUGUCUCUCCCGAAACUCAGAUGGAACUGACAUAUAUAAUGGCUAUGUUUUUUGAUUAGUUCUUAGAAAGAAAAAAAAAAUCCCUGCCUACGUAAGGCAAUCAUAUAUGACAGGUCUUAUAUCCAGUCACAUAUAUAUGAGAAUAUCUAAAGAAGUGCCUUUUUCAUUCAUAUGAAAUUAUGUAUGUCAUUUCCUUAAGGUGGAGAGAGAUGCCAGGUGGCGCCAUCACCAGAUGUGCGAACUUGUCAACGUGUCGAAUAUUGAGUGACCCAGGACCUUUUCCUAAACAAAGCCUUUUCAUGUUAACCUGGCUAACAGAAUACCUUGCUAUUAGCGUAAGCAAUCAGACAAGACUGUUUUCAGGCUUUAAUUAAUGAUGUCGGAGGCCUCCUGUGUUCUCUCUGAAAAGCCUUCACGUAAUGACCUUGUUUCUGUUAACUCUGCUGUCCUGUCUUUGGCUGUGUUCUCAAAUGAAUCAUUUGAAGAGCUCGUGUGCCUAAAGAUGUCUCCACAGAAAUUGGCGUGUUGGGUUCCAUUUUGCGUUUUUUUCGUUAUUUUCCAAAUUGUAGUAUGCAGAAAGUGGCGGUUUGGAAGUUUUUUUCCCUGGAAAGCCAAAGUUGCUGAGAUUUUUUUAAUUCUUAUAUCUAGUACAGUUAUGCUUUAUUUACUGACUGACUCAUACUGUUCACUUUGUGUCAUUCAGCAUGAUGUGGUAAAUCUUUAUAUCCAAACAAUGAUUCAGCUUUCAGGAUCAGUGUCCUAGAAACGUCUUGCAGUGGCGUGUUUUUACUGAAACGUCUCCUGAGUGUCAGGAGGAAAAGGUUUAAUAUUUAUUUAAAUGAGGUGAGGAAGGUGAGAGUGGACGUUCGGUGAGAGAGUGUUAAAUGAAAGUGUUCAUAAUGGUACAGUAGGUGGAUGAAAUACGUUAAGUCGUUUCCAGGAAGUGGGUUUCAUGAUCGAUUGAUAUACUGGAAAUGUAACUGGAAGGACGAUUGCAAGUGUUGAAGUAGCAUGACGAGAUAAGUAGCAGCGAAGAAAGUGAAUGGAUAGGGGUUAAGUGUGCACUCAUUGUGCAACGAGAUCCUAAUGAUUGAAUGGAAAAAUUUUCGUGGAUGUCAGCGUUCGGCCGAGCGUUUCCGAGUUUUCGCAGCUCCAAUAAACCUCCCGCAUCAUUGAGUUGCAACCAGACCGCUGAAAAUGAUAAAUACCCAAACGACUGCAGGAAGUGCACAUAUCAAAUGUUGUUUCCCCCCGAAAAACAAACUGUCCAACAUCUGUAGGACAUCUGAAGGCAUUGUGUUCAACAGAGGUCCUGGGUACUGAGAGAAAUUAGACCCCCCCCUUUGUGUAUCGUAUCGUAUUGCAUUUUUUAAAAUUGCAUUGUAUUGUCAACUGGAUUCACAGUGAAGGAAUUAUACUAUGUUAGUAUUUCGUUUAAUUACAUUUCAGUUUUUGAUUCUCCAAAAUAUUGAAUCUUUAUUAUUUUUUAUUUUGUUUUAAAGGCAGAAACUUGGAUGCGGCAAUCAGUGAUUUGACUAGGGCCAACCUGAGCCCAUCUCCUCCCUUCAAAUUAUUGGCAUUAAUCCAUACGUUCAAUAAAAAAGCACCUUUCAGCAGCACAUUCAAUCCGCAGUAGUGUUCGUUUUCACAAAUUUUCCAAAACGCUUUCAUUUUAACAAUCUGGAAUGUGGAGAGGUCUUAUACGGAUUAAUCUGCUGAAAAUUCUGGACAUGACCGACACUAGAAAUCAUGCCAAAGUGCCACCGUGUUGCUUACGUACAUAAUUCAUCUCUGUCACAGAGUCAUACCAAAAAAAUAAAGAAGGAAAGAUAAAAAGCUAUGCAUUAGUCGAUGAGCCGCAAACAUGUUUUCUGCCAAACUGGAAUUUACUGGUGCAUAUCUGUUAGUUAGCAGAAAGUCUACUUAUAGGAAAACUUGACUGGAUAUUGUUAUUGACAACAAGAAGAUGGUAUUAUUAUAAUUAUUAUUAUUAUGUUAUUUAAGUAUUAUUUUUGUUACAAUCCAUUACUGUUGUUGGCUAAAGCCACAAUAAUCAUUUAAAUUUUUAAUUUUUAUUGAUUUUAAAUACCUGGACUGCCAAGGUGUUUUUGUUGUUGUUGUUGUUUACGUGCCUUUGCCUUUUAUGAUAACUUUAAUUUUUUUUUUAAAUAAAAGUAAUUAUAGCAAUCGUGUUUUUAUACUCUAUUUAUUUUGGUAGUGAAUCCAUUUCGGGUUGAUGUAACGCCACUUCACGCCUCGCCUAUGAUUGUGUGGGUGUUUAUAUACGAAGACGUGCUGACCUGGAAGGACAGGGAGGGGAAGGAGAGCGAGAGGGAGUGAAAGGGUGUGGAAUGCAGUGGUUUCAUGCUGGGUUUUUUUAUGUUGGUUUGGAGAGCGAGCUGAUAACGGCCUGUAUUUUUAUUCUGUGAAAGUUAAAGUGGUCAUCGUCCAUCGGGAUAAAACCAUGCCGCUGUAAAAUCAACUCGGUUAAUAAAUGGAUCAUGUAACUUG